This is a messenger RNA of Rhizopus microsporus ATCC 52813, 1300 nucleotides long. RefSeq names its product Rhodanese-like protein. Bases 116 to 976 code for a protein of 286 amino acids. The record is from RefSeq and is a predicted model, not a curated record. The transcript is spliced from 5 exons. Gene Ontology annotation, biological process: transsulfuration. Gene Ontology annotation, molecular function: thiosulfate-cyanide sulfurtransferase activity. Gene Ontology annotation, cellular component: mitochondrion. Lineage: Eukaryota; Fungi; Mucoromycota; Mucoromycetes; Mucorales; Rhizopodaceae.
CAAGCAGAAAAUCUUCAAUUUCUGCUAUCCAUUUAUUUUUUCUCUUUUUUCCAUCUUAUCUGUGUUACUUUAUAUGUUUAAACAAGUAUUGACAGUGACUUCAAGACAGUACACCAUGUUGCAGAAACGUUCCUUUGCAAGUCUAAUCUCCGUGCAGGAAUUAAAGUCAAACCUUGAAAACGUCAAAAUACUGGAUGGUUCAUGGCAUAUGCCGAACAGUAACCGUGACCCUUACGAUGAAUUCUUAAAGAAGAGGAUAGCCAAAAGUCAGUUUUUCCAUAUUGAUGGUAUCAAGGAUACCUCGACUGACCUUCCUCAUAUGCUUCCUUCACCUGAAGUCUUUGCAAAUGCUGUUGGCAAAUUGGGCAUCGAUCAACAUGACCAUGUGGUUGUCUAUGAUACAGCUGGCGUGUUUUCUGCUUGUAGAGUUUAUUGGACCUUCAAGGCCUUUGGACACGAUACUGUCUCUGUUCUUAAUGGCGGACUUCCUGCCUGGGAUGGGCCUACCGAAAGCGGCGUUCCUGAAAAGAUUCAAGAGAAGCAUUAUGAAACACCUACGAUCAACACACAGAUUGUACGUGAUUAUCCUACCAUACUGGCCAAUGCGCGUAAAGCUCAGUCCAAUGAAGAUUACAUUCAAGUGUUGGAUGCUCGUCCUUAUGCGAGAUUCACGGGUCAAGCUCCGGAGCCUCGUGAAGGGCUUAAUUCAGGCCAUAUGCCUGGAUCCAUUAGUGUUCCUUUUAAUGAAGUAAUCGGCCCUGACGGCAAACUUUACGAUGACGAAAAGCUGAAGCAAAUCUUUCAAGGUAAAGGCGUCGAUCUCUCGAGAGAAAUCAUUACCAGUUGUGGUAGCGGCAUCACAGCGUCUAUUCUUUUUAUGGCUCUUGAAAGAGCAGGCGCUAAAAAAUUAGCAGUUUAUGAUGGCAGCUGGACAGAAUAUGCUGGCAAAAAUGAUGCUAUUAUUAUUAAAAUCUAAAAUUAGCUAGUAAAAUACAUGUGUUUCUUUUUAGUUUGCAAAUCAUAUGCAUGCAUUAAUUCUGCAAAGCAUGUGGAGCAUACAUAUUUAUGUAUACAAAGCUGAGUUCCGGUGUCGUCGUAAAAAAAGGGAUUUCCUACAAGAAAUAUUCUGUUUUGGCAGAAAAUUAACAAGUAACUGCAUUGUCAAACAAUAAUAAAAUGUUGUUAAACCAGUACAGCUUUAAGUUUUGCUAGACACCCUGCAUAUUCUCACAUUUAGAAAGUUCUUUAUACAACAUAUACUAAUCAAGAUUGGCUUCUGAUUAACGAUUAAACACUUUAU